UUUCCCUUUUCUCAUUGGUCCAGUCUUCUUCACGUGGCCCGCAGCCUCCUCCCACUGCUUUUCCCGCCCGGCGUUUCCGCUUCCGCCGUGGGGCCCCGCCCCCUCCGCCCCCCGCGGCCUCGCGGCGUCGCCGGAGGAAGAGGAGGAGGAAGAGGAGGAGGAAGAGGAAGAGCUGCGCCACAGGCGGGGGCGGAUGGGAACGCCCCCCCGCAGGAUGGCGGAGGGCUGGGCCGAGUGCCCGGCGCUGGGCCCGGGCUGGCAGCGCCGCGAAGCUUUUCGGAAAUCCGGGGCCACCAGCGGCCGCAGCGACACCUACUACAGGAGCCCCACAGGGCAGAAGUUCCGCAGUAAGAUCGAGCUGCGGCGGUUCCUGGGCCCCGGGCACGACCUGAGCAACUUCGACUUCAAAUCGGGGCAGCAGCGACCCAGCCCCACCCGGACCAGAAAGAGCCCCAAAUGGCACCUGCCCGCUGGGCCCCUCCCAGAUCCCCCCAAAAUCAUCAAAAAGGAAGAGGAGGAGGAGGAGGAGGUGGAGGUGGAGGUGGAGGUGGGCGGGGCUGAAACCGAGAAAGCCCCACCUUCAUCAGAUCAGGCCCCGCCCAUCCCCAGUCAGGCCACGCCCUCUUCAUCUGUGGCCACGCCCCUGAGGGAGCCCCCCCAUCGCAGGACCCGGAAGCGGCCGCCCCUGGAGCCCCCCCAGGAUGGCGUGGUGGCGCUUUGUGCUGGCUGCCAGAGCCUCUUCCCAGGGGUGUCCCUGCCCCCCCAGCGCCGCUGCCGCUGGCUCUGCCCUGACUGCCGUGCCCAGAGACGAGACUUCAACCGGGAGCAGCGAUUCUACAAGCGGGUGGGCUGUGGCACGUGCCAGGCCUGUCGCAUCCCCGAGGACUGUGGCAUCUGCAGCGCCUGCGCCCGCAGCCCCCCCGGGGGCCCCUCCGGGCCCGGCCGGACCCCCAAGUGCCUCCUGCGCCGCUGCCUGCGCAUUGUCAAGAAGGGCCUGGGCUGCGGUUCCUGCGCCGGCUGCCUGAGCACCGAGGACUGCGGCAGCUGCUGCAUCUGCCUGCGGCGCCUGCAGCCCGGCCUCAAGCGCCAGUGGCGCUGCCUGCGGCGCCGCUGCCUGCGCCCCAAGAAAGCCAGGGUGGCCAAGAAGCCGCAGAGCCCCCGGGCCCUGACAGAGAAGUGGAAGCCUCUCGUGGAGCGGGAGCCCAGCGAUGCCUCCAGCGCCAGGCACAGAAAGCUGCUGAACAAGGGCAAGGAGAAGAAGAAGCCGGGGCGACCCCCGAAGGCCCCUGGGCCCUGCGGGCGGGGGGUGCGGAGCCGGGCCAGCCGGCGCUGCGGGGUGUGCGCAGCCUGCCGGCGCCCGACCGACUGCGGCCGCUGCGACUUCUGCCGGGACAAGCCCAAAUUUGGGGGGCAGAACCUCAAGCGCCAGAAGUGCCGCUGGAGGCAGUGCCUGCGCUGUGCCAUGGAGAAGGAGGAGCCGCUGGGGGGGGCUGAGAACGGCCCCAGGCCCCUCCCGGGCCCCCCCCUGCGCCUCUGCCCCAUCAAGGAGGAAACAGGACCCCUCCCCCGCCUCGAGAACCCUCGCCUGGGGCUCCUCAUCGCCUCGGCCCCCCGCCUCAAAGGGGUCCCCCCGGAGCCCAGCGCCGCCCCCCAGAGGCCCCCCCCGGGAGAUUUGGGGGUCCUGAUCGCCGCCACCCCCCGCGUGAAGCAGGAGCAGCCCCAGCCCAGCGCGUCCCUGGUGCCGGUGCCCCCCCAACCUCCCCCUGCCCAGCUGGUGGUGCUGGAUGAGAGUGAGGAGGAGGAGGAGGAAGAAGAGGAAGAGGAGGGCGGCAGCCGAGUGCCCUUCCCGCUGCCCCCCGCUCCCCAGCUCUGGCCCGGCUCCUUCCUGGAGGAACUGGCCGAGAUUCCGCUCCCGGCUCACUGGGGGGUCGUGGGGGCUGACGGGGGUCCCGGGCCGUGCCCGGCGCGGGGGCUGCGCCUCGUGCAGCGCUGCCCCCGCUCCUCCAUGGCCGCGGCCGCCGUGCUGCUCAACCCGGGCUUGGCUUUCCGGGUCCUGGUGGCCCGAGGCCGCCCGGUGCCCCCCGGGCACGAGGUGCUGGCCCGGCGCCCCCCCCUGCGCUCCGUGCUGGACCUGGUGGAGCUGCUCUGCGAUCUCGAGGCCUACGGGCCCUGCCCGGGACCCCCGGGCCGGCCCCCCGCCCCCCGCUGCCAUGUCCUGGUGAGGGGGGGGCGCUGCUGCCGGCCCUGCCAAAUGCUGGCGGGGGAGGGGCAUUGA
Messenger RNA from Camarhynchus parvulus, 2275 nucleotides. RefSeq names its product methyl-CpG binding domain protein 1 (gene MBD1). The coding region runs from base 194 to 2275 and encodes 693 amino acids. The record is from RefSeq and is a predicted model, not a curated record. NCBI's taxonomy places the organism in Eukaryota, Metazoa, Chordata, Aves, Passeriformes, Thraupidae. Gene Ontology annotation, molecular function: DNA binding; zinc ion binding. The transcript has 17 exons.